This is a messenger RNA of Heteronotia binoei (common prickly gecko), 597 nucleotides long. Its product is annotated as myelin P2 protein-like. The transcript has 5 exons. NCBI's taxonomy places the organism in Eukaryota, Metazoa, Chordata, Lepidosauria, Squamata, Gekkonidae. The coding region runs from base 85 to 483 and encodes 132 amino acids. Gene Ontology annotation, biological process: fatty acid transport. The record is from RefSeq and is a predicted model, not a curated record. Gene Ontology annotation, cellular component: nucleus; cytosol. Gene Ontology annotation, molecular function: fatty acid binding.
CUUUGACACAGGAAACACUUUUCUGUGUGGUUUUAUCCAAGGGUAAAAUAUCUGUGCUGGAUUUCUACUUAUCAUUCUUACAUAAUGUCUGAGCAGUUCUUAGGAACCUGGAAACUCAUCUCCAGUGAAAAUUUUGAUGAAUAUAUGAAAGAACUGGGAGUCAGUUUUGCCCAAAGGAAACUCGGCAGCCUGGCCAAACCCAAAAUAAUCAUCACCAUGGACAAAGACCUUAUCACCAUUAGGACAGAGACCAGCUUCAAAGUUAAUGAAAUCUCCUUUAGACUGGGCCAAGAGUUUGAGGAAAUAACACUGGAUAACAGGAAAGCCAAGAGUGUUAUAACUACGGAAAAUGGUGGUCUGAUUCAUGUGCAGAAGUGGAAUGGCAACCAUACUACUAUCAAAAGAAAAUUAGUGCAGGGGAAAAUGGUGUUGGAGUAUGCCAUGAAUGACAUCAUCUGCACGAGGGUCUAUGAAAGAGCAUGAUGGAAAGUAGUUUCAAAUUUUACUUCAGAUUUAAACUUUGUUGCUUCAUGUAAGUUCAGCAAUGCAAGUCUGAAUAUGGUCCUGUGGACAGCAAAAUAAAGCAGGCCGUCUUCC